Molecule: messenger RNA, 4276 nt
Organism: Silurus meridionalis
Lineage: Eukaryota; Metazoa; Chordata; Actinopteri; Siluriformes; Siluridae
Gene: mafba
Product: v-maf avian musculoaponeurotic fibrosarcoma oncogene homolog Ba
Exons: 1
Coding region: 675-1892 (405 amino acids)
Biological process (GO): regulation of transcription by RNA polymerase II
Cellular component (GO): nucleus
Molecular function (GO): DNA-binding transcription factor activity, RNA polymerase II-specific; RNA polymerase II cis-regulatory region sequence-specific DNA binding
Source: RefSeq, a predicted model, not a curated record
GGGCCGAACAAGAGUUCCGCGCACGAGCGAUCACUGAUCCCGGGAGGAGGAGGAGAAACAGGAACGGGAGCGCGCGCAAGCGAGAGAGAGAGAGAGAUAUAUACAUAGAGAACCGUUUCAAAUAACGCGCGCGCACGCGCACACACACACACGAGCGCACGCGACAAACCCGCCGGAGGAGGAGGAGCGCGCAAGCCGAGUCCAGCUCAUAAGCGGGCACGCGGAGGAGGAGCAGGCGCGCGACCGCCGAGUUCUCCCUCUGUCUCUCUGCGGUGCAGAGCUGGAGCACAAGAAGAACUGCUUUUCUUUCUUUUCUUUUUUUUAAUAUAUAUUAAUAAUCUUUAUUUUCUUCUUUAUUAUUAUUUUUGUUGAUAUUUUCCUCCCCGGAUUUGCUGCCACACCGGAGGGACUGGAGCCCUUUAUUUUCUUUUAUUUAUGAUUCAAGUUCAACUUCGCGAAAGGAGAUUCGUGCACUGACUUUUUUCCCCUCUACCUCUCUUUCUCUCUGUCUGUGCAUUUUUUUAAGCAGCAAGACUCUAAACGCAGAAAGAAAGUGGGGAAACUAUGCGUCUCGCGGCGUCUUGUUAAUGCGCAUGCAUUAAAAAUCAACAAAAAAGUUGUUUUUUUUUUGACACUUGGUAAAAAAGAAGUGAAGGACCUACUGAGACUGUUGCAUGCGAUUUGACAAACGCAAAGAAAGAAAAGAAGAAAAAGAGCAGCGAGAAGGACAAGCAGCAGCGGAGGUGCGUUUAUUCUUUUUGACACACACACACUCGCGCGCGCACGCACACAGCCGCGGAGACGCGAUGAGCGCCGAGGUGCUGCCCACAAGCCCGCUCGCGCUGGUGGACUACGUGAACGACUUCGACCUUCUCAAGUUCGACGUGAAGAAGGAGGCGCUGCACGGAGCGGUGAACGGCGGCGGCGCGCGCGCGUGCCCCUCGCGCGUGCAGCAGCCCCAGGGCUCGGUGUCGUCGACUCCGCUGAGCACUCCGUGCAGCUCGGUGCCCUCGUCGCCCAGCUUCAGCCCAACGGAGGAGCACAAGAGCAACCUGGAGGAACUCUACUGGAUGCCCGGUGGCGGCUAUCCGCAGCACGUCGACCCUCACGCGCUCGGCUUGACACCCGAAGACGCAGUCGAGGCCCUGAUCGGGCAUGCCCCGCCGCCGCACGUGCAGCAGCAGCAGCAGCAGUUACAGCAAGGAGGUGGUUUCGAGGGUUACCGAAUGCAUCAUCACCAUCAUCCUCACGCGCAGCACCAUCCUCACGCGUACGCCACGCUCCAACAACACGCGGAUGACCUGAACCCUCACACGCAGCAGCAACUUCCUCAUCAGCACCACAGCCAAGACCCGGAUAGCCCGUCUCCGACCUCUCCUCAGCUCCAUCACCACCGCCAUCAUGCCCAGCACGCCAACCAUCACAGCCAUCAAGCUCACCACCACCAUCACCACCAUGCACAGCAGCAGCAUCACAGCGCCGGGAGCGCCAGCGCCCUGAGCAUCCUGGGCGUGGACGACCGCUUCUCCGACGAUCAGCUGGUCUCCAUGUCGGUCCGCGAGCUCAACCGCCACCUGCGCGGCUUCUCCAAGGACGAGGUGGUACGCCUGAAGCAGAAGAGGCGCACGCUCAAGAACCGCGGCUACGCACAGUCCUGUCGCUACAAGCGUGUCCAGCAGAAGCACGUCCUCGAGAGCGAGAAGACGCAGCUCCUCAACCAGGUGGAGCAGCUCAAGCAGGAGAUCGGACGCCUGGCGCGAGAACGGGACGCCUACAAACUCAAGUGCGAGAAGCUGGCGUCGGCCGCCACGGGUCCGAGCGCCGGAGCGGGCGGGUUCCGCGAGGCGGGUUCCACCAGCGACAACCCGUCUUCCCCAGAGUUCUUCAUGUGAGUUCCUUCUCGGGUUCUGUCUCGGUCCUCUCCCUGUGCCGAAGAGACUUCGAUACUAAUCCACGUUAUACCACGAUGAUUAUAAUACUAAUCACCUACAACAGCAGCUGUAGCCUUCAUACUAGACCCGAAAUAACCCACAUUAAUGAUAUCAAUAAUAAUAAUAUCCAUAUUAAUAAACGACUCUAAUCAUCACCAUCCCGGCAAAUUCUUUUAAUCGUUUUAAAUCAAAAAUUCCAGGUGGAGGUUUUUUUUUCUUCUUCUCUUUUUUUUGGUGUGUUUUUGGUUCAGAUUCAUGCGAGUACAAUGCAACGUUUUUAUUGGUUUGUUUGGAUUCUUUAGUUGCUUUUAGAGAAACUGAAACACACACACACACGUUAUGAUUUUUUCUGAUGGUGAAAAAAACCCGAAUCUCAUCACGAUCAGGAGUCGUGAUUUAUUUCUUUGUAGAGCGUUGACACGCACUCGACAGAACGAGAAAACAAGAAUCAAUACCGAUGCUAAGAAGAUAUACAGAGAGAGAAAGAGAGCGAGAUAAAGAGAAAGAAGGGGAGAGAAAGAGAGCGAGAGAGAGAAAGAGGACCUUCGGACCUUGUUGUUUUCUUUGGACUUCUCUUUACUGUCAAUUUUUUGAGAACAAGUCAGUAUGCAAAACUUUUAUGCAACAUCUCAUCGGUUUAUUGCCUGCUUGGUUAAAUAAAAGAAAGAAAGAAAGAAAGAAAAAAAAAACGAGAAAUAUACUGCAUUAAAAUAUUAAUCCUGCAUGCUGGACAUGUACGGUAAUAAUUUCUAUUUUGUACUUCCUCCUUUAUUUUUUUUCUUGUUCGUGUAUCUAUAGCAUGUUGUCGAUCUUUUUUUCUUUUUUCUUUUUCUUUUUUUCUUUUUUAGGAUUGAUUCCUUUUUUCCCAUCGAUGAUUUUUUAUGGGAAUUUUAGACAUGAACCGGUCGCCACAUCAUCACCGGUUAACGAUGCCGUUCGUUCGGCUUUGUAAAUACAUGCAACGGCAAAAAAAAAAAAAAAAAUGCAAGUCUUAAAAAAGAACGAGCAAAGCUUUCGGGAUCUUUUACAUUCAUUUUUAAAAAAAAAAGUUUUGGAGCUUUUUUUUGCAGUUGCAUCAAUUAAAAUUCAGCCGAGUUUGUAUAUUUAGUGCAAUUUCUUCUUUUUGAUUUUUUUUUUUUGCAGACCGCCCUUAAGGGAGACAUAACAAAGAUACACUCUUUGUUCGACUCGAUACUCUUUGCAUUUUGCGUCGCAAGGUCGCACGCUAAAAUACAGACAACCUAAUGCACGUUUUUCACACACACACACACACACACACAGGAUGAAAUUCCUUGAGGAGCAGUUUCCCGCUCUGUAGACAUCGGAGUGAAGCGCUCUAACGCGCCAGAGCUGCUCGUGUUUCCUUUUUCCACGUCGUAGCAGGAAAUGCAUUUUUUUUGUCACGUUGCAUAAUCUCAUGCCUGUUAUAUAAUCUCGAGAAAUAUCUACAAAGUCUCAUCGUUUUGCUUUUUUUUUUUUUGCUGUUUUUUAUUAUAAAUAAUUAGACUUCUCUUUCUGUCCGUUUAAUGAGCAGAAAAUUUCCAGAUUUGAAAAGAACGAAAAAAAAAAAAAAGAAAAAUCAAAGCAAUUAUAAUUCUAACUAUUAUUUACUAAAAUCAGGGCUUUUCUUUUUUUUUCUUUUUUAUUAUUGUUAUUUUUUUUUUUUCCUGUACCGAGUUUGAGCGAUCAUAUCCUUGUUUAAUAUUUUCCUGUAAUUUUUUUCUGCCGGUCAGUUAAAAAAAAAGGGAUUCAGGUUUUUCUCUUUUGCAAAAAUCUCGAAAUGAAAACGUGUUUAUAUCCGGGUUAUUAUUUGUAUUGUUGUUUAAUUUUUUGUUUCCUUUCUCUGUUUUCUGAGAUUCUGGUUCUGCUGGCCAGAUGCAUUAUCGUUAUAGUUAAUGGUUUUAUUUUUUGAUGAAUAAAUUAACAGAAGUCGUCAGAUCAUAUGGAAUAAGAGCAUGGUGCUUGCAUUUAAGAGUUAUUGUUCAAAAAAAUUAAACGAACUUAAAAAAAAAAAAAAAAGAAAGUCAUGCAUUUAAUCUUGUUUUUUUAUUUAGUUACUGAUUCAACUGUGUUGAAAUCAAAUCUGAAACUGCAGCAGCGGGUUGUUCUGUCUGUUGUUCUGUUUGUUUGCUUUUUGUUUCCUGUUUUAUUGCGAAGGGGAUCAAUUUUCAAUCCUGUUUAUAUAUAAAAUAAAGAGAGAGAACGAGAGAAAAGUUGUUAAAUUUGAACUUCCAUUCAGGCUGGUUUCUGUUUUUGUUUUUUUUUGUUUUAUUUUCCAUUCAUUUGUCGUUUUAUUGAAGAAAAUCGUUUCCUAUUUUGCUUAUUAAAGUCAUUGAAAUGGCAAA